GCAGCUGUGCUUUCGACCAGGAAUAAAGAUAACACUAUCUAAUGUAAUACUGAUAUAGAAAUUAUAUUAUCUAUUAAUCUGUAUUCCGUGGUGCUAACUAGUAACUACUAAGUACUAACACUAACACUAAACUACUAAAGUACUAAAAGUAURAAGUAGUAAGUAUUAACUCAGUAACGCACYUCUCUAAGCCAAAAAAAAAUAUGUCAUUAUCAUUUUGUACUCGAAUCUCAUAUUGUUCACAGUYAUUUUUAUUAUUUAUACAAGUUGUUGUCUUUUAAGAUAGUUAAGCAUUUCAUACAAAAUUGAAUUUGAUUUUAAAAUAUAAAUCAAACAUGAGUCAUAAUCUAACUAGUAUAGACAAUUUUAAAGAAAAACCAGAAAAAAGGAUUCAACAAUUGUUGAUGUUAAGUUCAAAAAUCGAGUUGAACACAAAUAUAGCUGCUAGAAAAUAUUACCGAUCAGGAAAAGAGAUGAUCAGUAUGGCUGAUGUGUAUAUGAAAGAAAAUAAUUUGGAACAAGCGUAUAUUCUCUACAUGAGAUUUAUGACAUUAUUUUUGGAAACUAUUAAUGAACAUCCAGAUUACAAAAAUGUACCAAUUGAAGAACGCAAUUUAAAUUAUCGGGCACUCCGUGAUGUCCUUCCAAUAACAGAAAAUAUAAAAACUAAAUUAUUAGAACAAUAUAGUACAGAAUAUGAAUUGUAUCAAGAACAGAAAUCUCUUUCAGUCAAUUUUGAUUUAAGCGCCAUAACCAUUAAAUCAAAUUUAAUUGAGUUAGGUAUCUGGUAG
Molecule: messenger RNA, 791 nt
Organism: Diuraphis noxia (Russian wheat aphid)
Lineage: Eukaryota; Metazoa; Arthropoda; Insecta; Hemiptera; Aphididae
Product: STAM-binding protein
Biological process (GO): protein K63-linked deubiquitination
Cellular component (GO): membrane; endosome
Molecular function (GO): metal-dependent deubiquitinase activity; K63-linked deubiquitinase activity; protein binding
Source: RefSeq, a predicted model, not a curated record